This is a messenger RNA of Danaus chrysippus (African queen), 1623 nucleotides long. The record is from the annotation of a GenBank genome assembly. Lineage: Eukaryota; Metazoa; Arthropoda; Insecta; Lepidoptera; Nymphalidae.
AUGAUAACAAUACUCUCUAACUCAAAACUGUUGUGGGGACUGUGGCAAGUGAUGAGCUACUGUACUUCGCGUACGACGAUGCCGCUAUUGCUGACUGUUGGCUUGACAUUUUUGGUAAUGCGGUUGAUAAAUCUAGUGCGUGAAAUCCGAAAGUUACCACCCGGCCCGUGGAGCCCGCCGGUCGUCGGCUAUCUACCCUUCCUUGGGGUUCGCCAUAAAACGUUUUUGGAGCUUGCAAGAAGUUACGGUGCCCUGUUCUCCGCUCGUAUUGGAAAUCAACUAACUGUGGUGUUGAGUGACUAUAAAUUGAUCAGAGAAGCAUUUCGACGAGAGGAGUUCACCGGUCGACCCAGCACUCCAUUGAUGCAUAUUUUGGAUGGUCUAGGUAUCGUCAAUAGUGAGGGUCGCCUGUGGAAGAGCCAACGCCGGUUCUUGCACGAGAAACUCCGCGAAUUCGGAAUGACUUACAUGGGAAAUGGCAAGAAAAUCAUGGAAGCGAGAAUUAAGAACGAAGUUCACGAUCUGAUGGAUAACUUGCAAUGCACAGAAGCAGCACCAGUAGAUCCAAAUCCGCUUUUUGCUUUGGGCGUGUCUAACGUGAUCUGUGGUAUUACUAUGUCAGUACGCUUUAGUCACGGUGAUGCCCGAUUUGCUAGACUAAACCAUUUAAUUGAAGAGGGCAUGAGACUAUUUGGAGAAAUCCAUUAUGGAGAAUACAUCCCUCUAUACAACUACCUACCAGGCAAAGCGCAAGUUCAAGAAAAAGUUGCGAAGAACCGCGAAGAAAUGUUUGCAUUUUAUCAAACUCUAAUCGAUGAACACCGAAACACUCUCGACAUCAAUAAUUCUAGAGACCUUAUCGAUGUUUAUUUGAUUGAAAUUGAAAAAGCAAAACUUGAAGGCAGAGAAGGAGAUUUAUUUGACGGGAGAAAUCAUGAAUUACAACUAAAACAAAUUCUCGGAGAUUUGUUUUCCGCUGGCAUGGAAACCAUCAAGUCUUCACUUCUGUGGAUGAUCGUAUUCAUGUUACGAAACCCUGACGUGAAGAGACGAGUUCAGGAGGAGUUAGAUACGGUUAUUGGUCGAGAGCGUCUUCCAACUAUUGAAGACAUGUCAAGUUUACCAUACACAGAAACUACCAUACUUGAAACACUCCGCAUGUCUAGCAUUGUACCUUUGGCCACGACACAUUCUCCCACAAAAGAUGUUCACCUGAACGGGUACAGGAUUCCAGCUGGUUCCCAAGUCGUUCCUCUCAUCAACUGUGUACACAUGGAUCCAAACCUCUGGGACGAGCCCAACAAGUUCAAUCCAAGUCGUUUUAUAGAUGAAAAUGGAAAAAUCAAGCGACCCGAGUACUUUAUGCCGUUUGGAGUCGGACGUCGUAUGUGCCUAGGGGAUGUUUUGGCAAGAAUGGAAAUGUUUAUGUUCUUCGCAAGUUUGAUGCAUCAGUUCGAUGUUCAAACCGAGGCGGGUGCGGCGCCACCAUCGCUGGAAGGAACGGUGGGUGCCACAAUCUCGCCACAGCCUUUCCGCGUCAAGUUCGUGCCUCGCUCGCCACCAGCUCCGCCGGUGGUCCUGGUCCACGAACAUCCACACUUGCGCCAUGUCGGUUCGCACUAA